Drosophila innubila is the source of this 563-nucleotide messenger RNA. RefSeq lists its product as uncharacterized. The coding region runs from base 6 to 485 and encodes 159 amino acids. The transcript has 4 exons. Lineage: Eukaryota; Metazoa; Arthropoda; Insecta; Diptera; Drosophilidae. The record is from RefSeq and is a predicted model, not a curated record.
UCGAAAUGAGCUUGACACCGAAGAUUUCCCUUUUGCUGCUCACUUGUGUGUUGUUCAUGGUUUUCUUUGGCGUGUGGGCACUUUUUGGAGGCGAGUCAAAAGUGGAACAGAAUCAGAAGCUGAAAGAAUUUACACGCCAGAAGCGCGGACUUCAAGACUUUAGAUCGCAUAUUAGACGCGUAAGCAUGCGGAAUAGUGAGAAUGAGAUUGAGAAUGGGGAAUGGAACAAUCAAGAGAAUUCAGAGCACAUCGACAUUCAUGUCACCAACUUGGAGGACGAGGAAAAAGAGGAUCACAAGAAGGAUCAAAAGGUCAAACAGGCCCUGAUGAAAAUGAUGAACAAGAAACUCAAAGAAACUAAAGUCGCUUCCAAACAACGACGACACUUUGAUAAUGCUCCCGGUUUGGAUUUUCGACGCGAAUUCGCCAGCGAUGAGCCCAAUCCUUAUAUUGAAAAUCUUCGCAAUCGUUGUGAGCAAGCUUAAGUUCCACAAUCCACAAAAAGUAUCUACCCUAACUGCCUGAAACCCCUAUACAGUUCAGGAAUGAGUUUAGUCACAAUU